Messenger RNA from Cucurbita pepo subsp. pepo (vegetable marrow), 2093 nucleotides. Its product is annotated as plant UBX domain-containing protein 10. Gene Ontology annotation, biological process: ERAD pathway. Gene Ontology annotation, molecular function: ubiquitin binding. The record is from RefSeq and is a predicted model, not a curated record. Lineage: Eukaryota; Viridiplantae; Streptophyta; Magnoliopsida; Cucurbitales; Cucurbitaceae. Gene Ontology annotation, cellular component: endoplasmic reticulum.
GAAGAAAAUCCAUCUCUGCAACGCACUUCGAGUGCAGCAGAGGCUUCAUCUUCCUGAUGUAUGGAAGCCAGAGCUUGAGCAGUGAUAACCAGUACGGUGCGAGGUCAGGCUCCAGAAGUAGAGAAGAUACUUCCCUUUCACAUGAUUUACUUAAGAGUAAUCAUGAUUUGAUUUAAGAUGGAAUAAGGGAAAGUAAGGAUAUAAACUAAUUUAGUUAUGAAAAUUUAGAAUUUAAAUUGAUUUUAUUUGAGAAAGUUUUGAAAGUGUAAGGCAAAAUUGACAUUUGACAAAUGAAGCGUUUUAGAGAUUAAAAUAGAUUUAUUUAAAAAACAGAAUUAUUUUACUUCGACGCGUUUCACCGGGGUAUGAUCAGCAUCUCAUCUUUUGUGACGAUUGAUCGAGAGAGGGCGAAGAAGAAGAUUUGAGGCCGAUCAUUCUCUGAGGAAUUUGAAACGAGACGAACGAAAGAGACCCACAAAAUUCUUCCAUUCAUUUUUUGUCCUUGCCGGAUAUGGUUGAUGUUGCUGAUAAAUUAGCCUAUUUCCAAGCGAUUACAGGCUUAGAAGAUCCCGAAAUCUGCACCGAAAUCCUUUCCGCUCACGGUUGGGACCUCGAACGCGCUGUUUCUUCUUUUACUUCCACCACUUCGGAAUCCUCUGCUUCUGCCGCCGCUGAUGAUGGUGGUGGCGACGUACAUUUGGACCCUGCAAUGCGACAAAUGCUUGAGAGAUCGGAACCGCAACAAAAUGCCGCUCCGCCCCCGAGUUUUGCUUGGAAAAUCAUCACGCUUCCGAUUUCUGUGAUUUCUGGUAGUUUAGGGCUUGUUUCGGGUGCUAUUGGUCUGGGAUUAUGGGCUGCUGGUGGUAUUCUUUCGUAUUCUCUUGGUGUGAUUGGUCUGGGGUCCGGUUCUGGCCGGAACGGUGAGUCGUCGGCUCGGUUGGUUUCUGUUUCUGCGGCUACAUCGGAGGCUGUCGAUUUUGUGUCCGCGUUUGAGAGGGAUUUUGGGACGACUAGACCGAAUUUUGUGGGGGAAGGGUUCAUGGACUCGUUGCAGCGUUCUAGGAAUGCCUUUAAGCUUUUGUUUGUUUACUUGCACUCUCCUGAUCAUCCGGAUACGCCGUUGUUCUGCGAGAGGACCUUGUGUUCGGAGACUGUUGCGGCGUUUGUGAACGAGAACUUUGUUUCGUGGGGAGGGAGUAUUCGGGCUAGUGAAGGUUUUAAGAUGAGUAAUAGCUUGAAAGCUUCACGGUACCCUUUUUGUGCUGUGGUUAUGGCAGCUACAAAUCAGAGGAUCGCACUGCUUCAGCAGGUUGAAGGACCUAAAACUGCUGAAGAAAUGCUAGUGAUUCUACAAAGAGUUCUGGAAGAAAGUUCUCCUGUUCUGGUUUCUGCAAGGCUUGAUGCAGAAGAAAGAAGAAAUAACAUGCGAUUGAGGGAGGAACAAGAUGCUGCUUACCGAGCAGCACUUGAAGCAGAUCAAGCCAGGGAACGACAAAGAAGAGAGGAGCAAGAGCGUCUGGAAAGGGAAGCCGCUGAAGCUGAGAGAAAAAGGAAAGAGGAAGAAGAGGCUCGUGAGAGAGCUGUUCGUGAAGCAGCAGAAAGAGAGGCUGCUUUAGCUAGAAUGCGCCAAGAGAAAGCAAUGUCACUUGGCGCUGAACCCGAAAAAGGGCCUAAUGUUACACAAGUAUUGGUGCGGUUCCCUACUGGAGAACGCAAGGAAAGGAGAUUUCACAGUACCGCUUCGAUCAAAACUCUCUACGACUUUGUCGACUCCUUGGGUUGUCUGGACAUUGAUAGUUAUAAUCUGGUCUCGAACUUCCCUCGAGUUGUUUAUGGCACCGAGAAGCUCUCGAUGUCCUUGAAAGAAGCUGGAUUGCAUCCUCAGGCCAGUCUUUUUGUGGAGCUAACUUCGUGAAAGCUCCAACUAGUAGUAGAAUGGUCGAAUGUAGUUGAAGAUGAAACGUGUGAGAACAAGAUUUAGAGUUUGUUUUUUCAGUGACAGUAUUAAUGUUUGAGGUUUAUAGUAGAUGCAUAUUCAGUAUAAAUUAUAAUGGUGGAUGGAGGUUCGAAUAAUGGUUUGAUAUCUGUUGUUC